GAAGGAGGAGGAGGAGGAGGAGGAGGAGGAGGAAGAGAAGCAUCCCUGGGCAGGCGAAUUAUGCAUGCACUAAGCGAGCUCUGAGAGAAUGGCUGUGGAAGCUAUCCACUGCAGCCUUAGUCCAAAUGGUAUCGAUCUGUCUGUGUGCACUGAAGGAAUUAGCCUGCAACUUGAAGGCGAGAGAGUGGAAUCAUCCUCACUUAAGAAAGAAAACUCUAAGCUGCCUGAGUUGAAAGGAACACUCCAAAGACAGCCCCUGGAAUCAGAAGCAUCUAAGUUUCAUAUUGUGAAGCUGACAAAACCGGUCGCCCUUUGGACACAACAAGAUGUAUGCAAGUGGUUGAAGAAACAUUGCCCCAAUCAGUAUCAAAUCUACAGUGAGUCAUUCAAACAGCAUGACAUAACUGGCCGCGCAUUGCUCAGGCUUACAGACAAAAAGCUUGAGCGUAUGGGGAUUGCUCAGGAGAGCUUACGACAGCAUAUUCUGCAGCAAGUCCUCCAACUGAAAGUGAGAGAGGAAGUUCGAAACCUACAGCUACUCACACAAGAAUUUUCUAAAUCUCCUGACUGGAAGGUGGCAUAUGCAGAGCAACACCUUGUACAGAGACCAAAUUUGCAGCCUCUUCAGAAGCCUCAACAGAGAGUUCUCCAUAAACAUCACCAACCUCUAAAGCUGCUGUCCUGCCAGAUGAUCUAGAAGUGAACUUUUCCAUCUGAAAGAAUAAAAAUAAUAAUUUUUAAAAAGAAGCAUAAGAAAUGACACUGCCAGAAGAAAACAGCCACCAAGAACUGGACCCAAAUCCAAUUCAUCUGGUUAAGAGGAUAAGUUCUGAAUAGCCCCUGUUUUCCUGAAGGAAUUCCAGCGUGGCAUAUAACCAACAAUAUAAUUCUUUCCACCUAAUCAUUGGUGGAUUUUUUACACCGGAAAACUGCUUCCAGUUUCAUCACUGUGCGUAAACUUUAUAUUCCCAUUAGGGAACUCUCUGUGACCUUCACUAAAAGUUCUGGGAUUUGGUUUGAUUUAGUUUUGUUUUUAGCAUGGCAACUAAUGGAUUAUAUUAUAUAUGCAGAUUGCAUGAUGUUUUUAUGGGACAGGUAGUUCCAGUUCUGCACAUCCAAGGGUUCGCAGAUAUUCCUUUUCCCUAUUCCCUGAUAGGAACUUAGAAAUAUUUUGUGUUUAGUGAUACACUGAAUGAUAUUCUGUUUUACAGUAUCUGCAUUCCAUACAUGAUCUCCACACAGACAUUCUAGCAGAUUUGAUGUGCUAUGGGAAUGUUUCAGGUAUCCACAUUGGGAUUAUACCUUGUGUGACUCACCAUGUGCAUUGCUUCAGUAGCAAAGUUGGCUUGGUAACUUACGUGGACAUUGUUGUGGCUAUUUUGACUCUUCACUUGUAGAAGUAGUAGAAUGAGAGCACGUAUGUUCCCUUUCUGCACCUACUCUCCAAAAUUACAAGUAAGAUUAUAUUUCUGUUACUUUGAUGCAUGUUAAAUAAUAGAGAAGAAAAUAAUGGAUAUAAAGAUUGCUGUCUUGUUGCAAGAACCACUCGCUUUUGAUGAUGAAGAUAGAUGUAACAUUUCAGUAGCAAUGUGGCCAAUCUGAAAACAUUCUCAUUGCACGCUGUAGAAAUGAAUAUUUUCUACUACACAGUUGUAGCAAAAGCCAGCUGUAAAAAGUGCUGAUUGGUUAGUAUAGGUGACGUUAUUCCUGGCUGUUUUAAAUGCUUGCUUGUUUUCAAUAGAACAGACAAAAAUAUGAAUAGUGAACUGAUAAAUAAUUACGGUCUUACUACAUAAACUAUUUUAUUAUUUUUUUCCUUUCCUCAUCUGAAGUAGGACAAAUACAGUGACAGAUCCAGCUUUUGACUUGCUGGUGAUACACUGUGGUGUGAACACUGUAAGUUAUACACUGUAUAACUGUUAUAUUUAUCUUUACCCCUAGAAGUGACUUCUUGUUGAAAAUAAGAAAAAUCUAUUUUUUUUUUGUUUUUUGGGGGGGGCAUAAAGCAGAAAUGUUAUAGAUAAUGAAUGAAGACCACAACUCUUUGUAGGGAAAUGGGGAGAUUGCCCAUCAAGACUUUCCUAGUUUCUUUGGAAAAUACAAUUCCAAUUUUUCAAGUACGUUCUUAAGCAGUUCUGCCCAAUGACAUUUUCUUCCAUUGACAUCCAGCUCAGUCUUGGGAUUCACCUUUUUUGUUAAUCUGGUGUGCCAUAUUGACCUCAAAUUCUUUUUCAAACAGCUAUCAGCCAGAGCAAGCAAGCCAAAAUUUCACAGGCCAAGGAUAUGUUGGAAUCUCAAUCAUCUUGAAUAGUGCACUUAAGGAGCAUUUAUGCUACAGAUAGGUAUCUGCAGAGAUCUUACGUUUUUGAAUUUGCCUUGACCCUCUGCUUUACACCUGAGUCCAUUUUCUUGCUCUCAUAAAUGGCUUCAAGCAGAAAUGAAAUGUUUACUUUCCACAUAACUGUAGCUGGCUUAAGACUGUUGCAACCAAAAUGAGCUUUGCUCUCCAUUAUUCUUUUUCCAGGUUUCCAAAACACAGCAGGCUGUGGUUUAAUCUUCAUCCUACAAAUUCUGAGUCAGUGCUUUCCAAUAUACUUUUGUCCUUUGGUUUCUUCUGGGAACAAAACUCUUUCUAGCAAAAAAAUAUUGAUAGCAUCCAUAGAAAACAAGUGUCUGAUCCUAAUUGUCCCUAAAUCAAGCAAUGGCAGAUCUUCAGUUGAACUUUCUCCUGCUUGAUAGACUGUUAUAAACUUGUGUGGUUUUCAUACACACACACACACACCUUUGUUGUGCAAUUCAUACUUUUCAACUUGUCAGUGCUUCAAGAUGUACCUUAAGCUAUUUUAAGAGAAGAGCAGCUUAUAUUCCUACAUGGAUUUUGGACCAUUCAUCUUGCUUGCUUUCUUGAAGUCUUGGAGUUUACAAGGUUGCUCCCUCUAGAUGUUCCAAUCAGUGGCUUGCAAAAGCCUUCACAAAAGGGGUAAAUCCAAAGUUAGUCAUGUCAAGACAGAUUUAAGGUAUUGGCAGAACAUUGUUAUGGCUAAUCUACUUUCAAUGAAAAAGUUUGCUCUGUUACGAUUAUUUGUCAAGGUUUUCAUAAUGCAUUGCCAGCAUAUGACAUUAGACCGCUUUAGAUACAGGGGUAUCCACUAAGUAUGGUUUAAAAAAUGUCAAGAUAGGGGCCGUGACACUGCAGCUGAAGCUCUGUUCGGUUUUUAUGUGUGUUACCCAUGUGACACACAUUAAAAAUGGGCAGCUUGGCACUGUUGUGGGUGCCCUCUUGACUUUAUUUUUUUACCAUGCCCUGUGGACACCUCUGUUUAGUUAUGAGGCUCCACCAUUUGUAAUUUUCAUAGAGAAAAGAUAGUAUGUUUUAUUACAAGAAGGAGAAGAAUACUUCCAAACAUUAAAAAGUCCCAGUCUUUUAUGUUAGAGCAGGGAAGUAGCAAGGAAAAAGAGCAAUAGGAUUAAAGUAAUAUUCCAGAAAUAAUCAAUGGCCAUUAGUUUUAUACAAGACAGUCACCAUAUUAAACUCUCACAAAGAACCAGAUCUACAAUCAGUGCCUCACAUUAUUAUCAACUGUGGUGACAAACCUACUUGUGUGUGCCUCAAUAGAAUUACUACUUUCUUAACACACUUUUUCAGCACUUUUUUCUUUCACCAGUUGUUUAUUGUGUAUACAGGCUCCUUUAAUUAGCUUCUUCUCUUAACAAUCCAUCUGCAGACUACACUGUCCAAGAAAAUAGGUAGAGCUCUACUAGAUCAGAUCUCACUCUAAGUUAGUCUUUCUGACUCUGAUCUGCUAGUUGCCUCUGGAACCAUAGAGGCAUUAAAACCUUCUUCUGUGCUUCCAGCAUCUGGAAUUCAUAUAUUUUAGAAUCCUGAUCUGUCCCAUUCCUCCUCAAUUUUCAAUGGAUUGGUAUCUGAAACCUGCCUAAAAGAAUAAUGUUAAAUUUGACUAUUGGGAAGGGCAGAGCAGAAUACAGAUUUUGAAUGAAGAAGGUCCUAAGUUCAAUCACCAGCAACUUAAGUUAAUCGAAUCUCAGGUAGUAGGACUGGAAAAGACUAGAACUAUCAGAUCUGGGUUGCAAAAAUCAGAAUAACGACUAGAUGGCAGUACAAGGUUACAGAUUUUUCUGUUUCUCUACACCACAGACUAGCACUUGGUAGAGGACCCAUGAAGGCCUUGGAAAAGAUA
Messenger RNA from Python bivittatus (Burmese python), 4199 nucleotides. It is a transcript of the gene SAMD12, whose product is annotated as sterile alpha motif domain containing 12. Gene Ontology annotation, biological process: cell surface receptor protein tyrosine kinase signaling pathway. The record is from RefSeq and is a predicted model, not a curated record. Gene Ontology annotation, molecular function: protein binding. NCBI's taxonomy places the organism in Eukaryota, Metazoa, Chordata, Lepidosauria, Squamata, Pythonidae. Gene Ontology annotation, cellular component: cytoplasmic side of plasma membrane.